AUGGACCCUGCGAACACGGCGCUGAUGGCGGCGAGGGGGUGGCCAAGAUAUCUCCCGCCGCUGCGGUACGGUCACUCGAGGCUGUUCCCCUACAGGAACGGUCCUGAAGCCGGCGACGACGAGUACCCAGAGACCUCCCACUCCCCAAAACCGCGUGGUGGCAGCUCCACAAAGACGCUCCCCGGACCUGCCAAGGACGACAACCACCGACCUUCCGCCCCGCCCCGCGCGCAGCCAAACGCCCCGCCGGGCUCCCACCUCGAAAACCCAAAGAUCCUACUGGUGACGAGCAAGCCUUGA
This is a messenger RNA of Parascedosporium putredinis, 300 nucleotides long. Lineage: Eukaryota; Fungi; Ascomycota; Sordariomycetes; Microascales; Microascaceae. The record is from the annotation of a GenBank genome assembly.